GAGAAUGCAACAAUUUAUUAUAAGGGUAUACCUCUAUUUUGUCUUUAUUCAUUACUAAACCAUCGGGAUAAAUGUUUUCUUAUACUUGCAGCUAGAGCUCCGUUCUACUUCACAAAAGGUCAGCGGGAGUCCAUCAAGCUGAACUAUGACGGCCACAGCUACGUGAAGUUCAUGCAGAAUGGCCGGGGCACCAAGUGGAUCUGUGCCACGCGCUCCACCACUAAGUGCCGUGCUCGCAUCCGCACCACAAAAAACGAUGGACUGGAAGUGCUACAUGGCAGCCACAAUCACGAGCCCAUGGUGAAGGAUGGGCGUCGCCGGACUCGGACAAAAUUGGAAAUAAGUAAACCCAAAAUUAAAACACCUCGCAGUUAAGAAAAUUUUAACUUUGGAUGUGUGCUCUCUAAUUAAAAGACUAUAUUUUUAUAAUGAUCCCUAAAGUACAAGCUGCUAAUUAUGAUUCAAGGAAAAAUUCAAAAACCCACUCAUAUUUAAACCAUUAUUUUAUUUUUAUUUUAUGAAUAAUAGUUGUGAGUAA
Messenger RNA from Drosophila ananassae, 538 nucleotides. RefSeq lists its product as uncharacterized. Lineage: Eukaryota; Metazoa; Arthropoda; Insecta; Diptera; Drosophilidae. The record is from RefSeq and is a predicted model, not a curated record. The annotation marks the transcript as partial. The transcript has a single exon.